UCCUUCAAACACGCAUUUUCUUCCCCUCUCUCUCUCCCUGAGAGUUUCUCCGGCGCCGGAAAACCUGUCAAAGAGCCAAGAGAACAUUGGAACUCUUGGUUUAGGUUUUCCGCAUUGAAAGUGAAGAUGAUUUCUGUAGAAGCCAGCGAUGUCAAAAAAAUUGGACUCGGUUUGACUGGCUGUGGCGUACUGUUUACAUUAAUGGGGAUCUUGUUCUUGUUCGACAAAGGGUACAUCGCCAUUGGAAACAUACUCUUCAUAUCAGGGGUUACCUUAACUAUCGGUGUGAAAUCAACAGUACAAUUCUUCACGAAAUGCAAAAAUUUCAAGGGUUCCAUUUCAUAUGGUGUGGGUUUUCUCUUGGUUCUUUUGGGCUGGCCUAUGAUUGGUAUGAUUGUGGAAACAUAUGGUUUCAUCAUUCUCUUCAGUGGAUUUUGGUUGACGAUAGCUGCAUUUCUUCAGAGGCUACCUAUUGUUGGUUUGAUUUUCCGACAACCGGUUGUGACAUCGUUUUUUGAAAAGAGCAGAGGCAAAAGGGUGCCAGUAUGAAAAUGAGAAAUGAGAAUAUUAUUAGACCCAUGAGAUGAGUCUAAUGGUGGGGAAAAGAUUAGUCAAUAUUCUAGAAUAGAGAUAUCUAGAUUUAGUCAAACAAAACUUGUAAAUGUCAUACAUAUUUUGCACUAAUCUGAUAA
Messenger RNA from Impatiens glandulifera, 692 nucleotides. RefSeq names its product vesicle transport protein GOT1-like. Bases 127 to 549 code for a protein of 140 amino acids. Gene Ontology annotation, biological process: endoplasmic reticulum to Golgi vesicle-mediated transport; retrograde transport, endosome to Golgi. NCBI's taxonomy places the organism in Eukaryota, Viridiplantae, Streptophyta, Magnoliopsida, Ericales, Balsaminaceae. The record is from RefSeq and is a predicted model, not a curated record. The transcript has 7 exons.